Messenger RNA from Zalophus californianus (California sea lion), 3561 nucleotides. RefSeq names its product lipin 1 (gene LPIN1). Lineage: Eukaryota; Metazoa; Chordata; Mammalia; Carnivora; Otariidae. The coding region runs from base 98 to 3016 and encodes 972 amino acids. Gene Ontology annotation, cellular component: nucleus; mitochondrial outer membrane. The record is from RefSeq and is a predicted model, not a curated record. The transcript has 22 exons. Gene Ontology annotation, biological process: fatty acid catabolic process; positive regulation of transcription by RNA polymerase II; cellular response to insulin stimulus. Gene Ontology annotation, molecular function: transcription coactivator activity; phosphatidate phosphatase activity.
CCGGCGGGGGCGGUCGGCAGUGACAGCGAGCGCGCGGCGGACAGAGAGUGUUUUCAUACAAAGGCGGCCACGCGCGCGGCGCCGCACGACUCAAACCAUGAAUUACGUGGGGCAGUUGGCGGGCCAGGUGUUUGUCACCGUGAAGGAACUCUACAAGGGGCUGAACCCUGCCACCCUGUCCGGAUGUAUUGAUAUCAUCGUUGUCCGCCAGCCCAACGGGAGCCUGCAGUGCUCCCCUUUCCACGUGCGCUUUGGGAAGAUGGGGGUCCUGCGUUCCCGAGAGAAAGUGGUUGACAUAGAAAUCAACGGGGAAUCUGUGGAUUUGCACAUGAAAUUGGGAGAUAAUGGAGAAGCAUUUUUUGUUCAAGAGACGGAUAAUGAUCAGGAAGUGAUCCCCAUGUACCUGGCCACCUCCCCUAUCCUGUCGGAGGGAGCCUCGCGCAUGGAGUGUCAGAUGAAAAGGAGCUCUGCAGACAGGAUCAGAAACCUGGACCCCAGCGCAUCGGGCCAGGCCUUACCCCCCAGUGAGGCCCCUUCGAGCGGCUCUUUAGUGAAGAAGAGGAGGAAGAGGAGGAGAAAGUCCCAGCUGGACACCCUGAAAAGAGACGACAACGUGAACACGUCCGAAGAUGAGGACAUGUUUCCCAUAGAGAUGAGCUCGGACGACCAGGCCGACCCACUGGACGACAGUAGAACUCUUCCUAAUGAUAUACCUGCAUUCCAAGAAGAUGUUUCUAAAGAAAGCCCUUCCCCCAUCAUGACUUACCCUCAGUCAGCUUCGUACCCUAAUUCUGAUAGAGAGUGGUCACCCAGCACCAGAUGUACUUGUAGCUUGCAGUGGAAGUGUAGGAACCCUGCUGCAAAGGCUCCCUGCCUAAAGCCAGGGUCCUCCCAACACCACUCCUCGUUCCAGUUUCACCAGAGUGAUCUCGCCAGUGGGAUAGCACAUAGCCCGAUAGAUUGCCAAGGGACUGCCCCCCGCUUGGCGGUUGCGGCCGAGGGAGGCCUUUCUAGCUCUUGCCCUCCACGGUCUUCCCACCUCCAUGCUUCGGAAAGUCCUUCAGGUUCUCGACCUUCAACACCUAAAAGCGAUUCAGAAUUGGUCAGUAAGGCCACCGAUAGGACGAUGCAGAAGAAUAACCUAGAAAUGCUUUGGCUUUGGGGAGAAUUGCCACAAGCAGCAAAGUCCUCUCCACACAAGAUGAAAGACUGCAGCCCAUUAAACAGUAGAAAAAUCUGUGAUAAGAUGCACUUUCAGACCAUCCAGAGUGAGUCUUCCGAUGCGUUUAGUGACCAGUCGCCAACCCUGGCCAGGCCUCCCGUGCUGCCCGUUCCAGAGUCGGGCAAGCCUCCCAUGGAGAUGCAGUUUGUGAACGAAGAAGAUGUCGAGGCCUUGGGGGCGGCAGCCCCGCCUUUAUCUACGAUCGAAGAACCCAAACCCCUCUCUGCCAGCGUAGCCCCGACGGCAAGCAAGACAGAUUCUCCUUCCAGGAAAAAAGACAAACGAAGCAGGCAUCUUGGUGCUGACGGCGUCUACUUGGAUGACCUCACAGAUAUGGAUCCUGAAGUGGCUGCCCUGUAUUUUCCCAAAAACGGAGAUCCUUCCGGACUCUCCAAACCCGCCAGUGACAACGGGGCCCGGUCUGCCAACCAGUCCCCGCAGUCCGUGGGCAGCUCUGGCAUCGACAGCGGCGUGGAGAGCACGUCGGACAGCCUGAGGGACCUGCCAUCCAUCGCCAUCUCCCUGUGCGGGGGCCUCAGCGACAAUCGGGAGAUAACCAAAGAUGCGUUUCUGGAGCAAGCCGUGUCGUAUCAACAGUUUGUGGACAACCCGGCUCUCAUUGAUGACCCCAAUCUUGUGGUGAAGAUCGGGAAUAAAUACUAUAACUGGACGACAGCAGCACCUCUGCUCCUGGCAAUGCAGGCCUUCCAGAAACCUUUGCCAAAGGCCACUGUGGAAUCUAUCAUGAGGGAUAAGAUGCCCAGAAAGGGAGGAAGAUGGUGGUUUUCAUGGAGGGGAAGAAAUACCACAAUCAAAGAGGAAAGUAAGCCGGAGCAGUGCUUGGCUGGAAAGAGCCACAGCACCGGGGAACAGCCGUCGGCGCUCAGCACGCCCACCAGAAUAAAGCAUGAAUCAUCCUCCAGUGAUGAAGAGCACACAGCUGCCAAACCAUCAAGUGCAAGCCACCUCCCUCUGUUGUCCAAUGUCAGCUACAGGAAGACCCUUCGGCUCACUUCAGAGCAACUGAAAAGCUUGAAGUUGAAGAAUGGCCCCAACGACGUGGUGUUCAGCGUGACCACACAGUACCAAGGCACGUGUCGCUGCGAAGGCACCAUCUAUCUGUGGAACUGGGACGACAAAGUCAUCAUCUCAGACAUCGAUGGGACCAUCACCAGAUCAGAUACUCUUGGCCACAUUCUGCCCACCCUGGGCAAGGAUUGGACCCACCAGGGCAUCGCUAAGCUGUACCAUAAAGUGAGCCAAAAUGGCUAUAAGUUUCUCUACUGUUCUGCACGGGCCAUCGGGAUGGCAGACAUGACGAGGGGCUACCUGCACUGGGUCAAUGAGAGGGGCACGGUGCUGCCUCAGGGGCCCCUGCUGCUGAGCCCAAGCAGUCUCUUUUCGGCCUUGCACAGAGAAGUGAUUGAGAAGAAGCCAGAGAAGUUUAAAGUCCAGUGUUUGACAGACAUCAAAAACCUGUUUUUUCCAAACACAGAACCCUUUUAUGCUGCUUUUGGAAACCGACCGGCUGAUGUGUAUUCGUAUAAGCAAGUAGGAGUGUCUUUGAACAGAAUAUUUACUGUCAAUCCCAAAGGAGAACUUGUACAGGAACACGCAAAGACAAACAUCUCCUCGUACGUGAGACUCUGUGAAGUGGUUGACCACGUUUUCCCAUUGCUGAAAAGAAGCCAUUCUUCAGACUUCCCCUGCUCAGAUACCUUCAGUAAUUUCACCUUUUGGAGAGAGCCAUUGCCACCUUUUGAAAACCAGGAUGUUCAUUCUUCCUCAGCAUAAAAUGUCGCAAGCCACCUCCUGACAUCAUGUGAAGACCAGCACCCUUGAUUAAAGGACAGGUUUUGGUAGCCACGGAGCAGGAGCUCGGGAGCCUGAUGUGCGGUCAUUUGCUUAAGAGCAGAGAAAUCUGAGGGGCCUUUCUCUCCCUUUCCCGUGGCCCCCAGGGGUGGACUUUUCUAAGUGAAAUACAAAGGGUGUACUUUAUAGGCGAGGCGUCGGGUGCACUCAGAGCGGGAAGGCAUCCCUCGGUGGUGGCUUCAAGCCAGUCGCCGCGCUGCCCCACCCUGUCCACUCUCGCGGUCCCUUACUGGUUCCCGGGGAGAGGUGGCUGCCAGGGGGUCCCCACCGAUGACUGUUCGGUCGAGGCACGCCAGACGCGCGGGACUUUGGUCGAGGAGGGGCCCAUUUCCAUCCGUGGCAGUGUGUGCUGAGGGGCCCGAGACCUGCCUCUGUGGCUUGGCCUGGGGGUGUCUCCCUGCAGUAUUUGCCGACGGGGCUGAUGGUGAGGCCAUAAAUUCUUUAAUUCCUUUGAUUAAAGAUAACCU